Molecule: messenger RNA, 1740 nt
Organism: Truncatella angustata
Lineage: Eukaryota; Fungi; Ascomycota; Sordariomycetes; Amphisphaeriales; Sporocadaceae
Exons: 3
Coding region: 1-1740 (579 amino acids)
Source: RefSeq, a predicted model, not a curated record
AUGUCUUACCGCGUUGGUGGUGGCCGUGCCAGCGACGUCGACGACCGCAGCUACUAUCGCGACGAACCCCGCCGCGGGCCCCCUCGUCGUGAAUAUGACGAUGUCACCGAGGUUUACGAGAGACGUGAGGAGCGCCGAAGUCCACCGAGACGAGCCCCUGUGCGCGAAUACGAGGAGACCGACAUCUCUAUUAGAGAGCGAGAGAGCCGCACUCCAGCAUUCCUUCGCGAAGAACCAAGACGAGGCGAGGCAGGGCCACUUGUCCUUCGUUCGCGCGAGAUAGAAACGAUUGAUCGUCGUCGCCCUCGCAGCCCCAGCCCUGUGCGUGCAGAAGAACGCAUCAUGAUCCGCCGACGGAGUAUAUCUCCUCCUCCUCGUAGGGAGAGGGAGAGGGAUCCAUUGCCCGCACCCAUGCCUGAGAUCAGGAGGCCCAGGUUUAUUGAGCGCUCGCCCUCUCCAGGCCCAGAAGUACGUGUGGACACACGUAUCAUUGAAAGGAGGAGAGAGCGAUCACCUACUCCCCCACCAGAGAGGGAGCGAGAAAUUCGCAUCAUAGACCGUGAGAGACGCAGAGUGCCUUCUCCAAGCCCCUCUCCGCCUCCUGCACCCCCGACUCCCCAACCGCAAGUUAUUCGUGGCCCAACGAUAGAGAGAGAGGUGAUUACCCAUUAUCGCGAUAUAGAUCAUGGCGUUGAACGGGCACCACGCCCUCCUUCUCCGCCACCACCUCCGCGCCGGGAGCGCCCAAGAGAACGUGAGCGUGAGAUCGAUAUCGGCAUUUAUGAUUCACGAGGCGAAACAGAGGUUGACAUUCAUCAACGUACUCGCUCUAGGUCGCGACCUAGAGCACGACCAGUACCUCCGCCGAGGGGUCCCUCCUACUAUGAUGAUGAGGUUAUCGUACGAAGCGACCGAGACCGUCUAAAGAUCGAUAUAGAGCAUGAUCACAGACGCUCCCGCUCAGUAGCACCGCCGGCACCGUCACGGCCGGACUACUCCGACGAGGCGGAAUAUAUCACCAGCAAGAUCGAUUCACGAGGUCAAAUGGGUGAGGCAUGGCAUGGAGCCACCAAAGACUGGACAAUCGUCGAUGUUCCUCCGGGAACCGAACGUGUGAAGAUGGAUGGUGUUGGAGGUGGUGGGGCUGAAGUUACCUGGCAGCGAUACAACGGUGUGCGCAGAGCCAAAUUUCUUCCCGAGCGAGAUGGGACCGUCGUCUCUUCAAGUAGCACAAGCCUUGCUCCAGAACCAGCCCGAGAGUCAGUCUCUGACCGGGAUCGACUAAGCGUCCAAAUCUACGACAAACAUCGCGACUCGUCUCGGGAUAGGACAGUUGUUGAAGACGUGCACGACACUCGCAUCUCGAUUCGCGACCGAGAUCGCGAACGACGGCCUGUGAAGAAACAACAGGAAAUGUGGACAGAGAUCACCAAGGACCUGGUUGUUCGUGAGGCAGUCGAGCGGAUGGGAUAUGAGUAUGAAGAAACCGAGUUCUUCUUUUACGUGAUGGAAUAUCUCCGUUAUGAAGAUGUAUUGCAGCUGGUUAAUAUGUCUGAUUCGAUCCGAAAGGCACGCAAGGAGAGAGCCCGGGAGAUCGAAUGGGAGCGCGAGGCCAGAGAGCGAUGGGAGCGACGACAUAGACAUCCCAGACACAGAGAUCACUUUGACGACGAAAGAAUUGUCGAGCAUGAGGUCAUCUACGAGCGUGACCGCAAGGGCUCGCGCCAAUACCUCCACUAA